Podospora bellae-mahoneyi is the source of this 4934-nucleotide messenger RNA. RefSeq names its product mitogen-activated protein kinase kinase kinase (gene BCK1). Lineage: Eukaryota; Fungi; Ascomycota; Sordariomycetes; Sordariales; Podosporaceae. The record is from RefSeq and is a predicted model, not a curated record. Gene Ontology annotation, molecular function: protein kinase activity; ATP binding. Bases 91 to 4581 code for a protein of 1496 amino acids. Gene Ontology annotation, biological process: protein phosphorylation. The transcript has 4 exons.
CCACCUCCGCAACAGCAACAGCAACAGCAACAGCAACAGCAACAACAGCAACAACAGCAACAACAACAACAACAACAACAAGGUGAUCAGAUGGGGGCGCUGACAAGUGCGACAUAUAUUCCGCAGGGAGAUACCUAUGGUGAAGGGGUGGGUAUACCCGGGCUGGGGCUGGAGGAUAGCGCUAUAGGGUGGAACAUGGGUGCACAUUUGGAGUCUGCCACGGCGACGCCGCUGGAUGAGAGUUCGGGGAGGGAUAGGUUGUACGCGAAUGCUAUGGCGCAGCGGGGGUCGUCGACGACGAGCAAUGCUACUGUCUCUUCGGUUUCUGUCCCGCCUGAGCUGGCGGCGCAGUGGCCGAUGGAGAAGGUGCUGGGGUGGUUGCAGGCGAAUAGCUUUUCGAGUCACUGGCAGGAGACGUUCAAGUAUCUUGGGCUGGACGGGGCGAGGUUUUUGGAGUUGGGGAGCAGUCAUGGGGGAAGGGGGAAUUUUGGGAUGAUGCAUCAGCAGGUUUAUCCGCGGUUGCUGGCGCUGAGCGGGCCGGAAUGGAACCAGGCGAGGGAGAGGGAGGAGGGGAAGAGGAUGAGAAGGUUGGUGAGGAGUAUUGUUACGGGGAGGCCGGUGGAGGUAAAAGGGGGGAGGUUAGGCGGGGGACAGCAGCAGCCGCAGCAUGCGAGGCAGAAUUCGACGAGCGCCCCGCCCGCGGUGACGGGGGGUCAGACGGGGAACAGGUCGGCCGAGAGCCCUAAUACGCCCAAUCCGAUCAAGAUCCCAGAGUUUGGGUUUAGCAGGAGGUUCUCCCAGUCUCGCGCCACGACGAUGCCUACGCUCAGCAGCACCAUGCCGACGGAUCACAGAAACAUGAUGAAAGAAAUUGACACCAGCCGCCGCCACAGCCCGACGUUGAGUGAGUCCGGCGAGGCGGGUGGCACAUUCCGUGGUGGUUCGACCCCGUUGAGCGGAGGCGGCGGCGGCGGCGGCGGCGGCAGGGACAGCCCGAGUGCCGGAAGCCCGAAUCCCGCCUCGGGUCUUUUCCCGUCCUCCACUGCUGGAAAUCUCUCAGCGUCUCCACACAGCAGCAGGUUCGGCCACCGAUCGCGAAACAGCACCGACUCUGUCUCGUCCAGUGCAGCAAUCUACGGCAGCGGUGUACCUGCCGACGCGGCCGCCAUGUUGAAGAGCGGCAUGAAUAUCGCAGAUGUGGUGAAUGCCGCCCGGAAUGCGAAUGACAGGCGGCAUGCCCAGGAUGGGGGGAGGCCGUCUCCGCAGGAGUCUGGUGGCGGGGAUAGGAGUGCGGGAGAGCCGCCUGGGAGCGCAAAGGGGAGUGGUUCGUUCUUGUCGAUUUUUACGAGGAAGAAGCACGGGAGGAAGGAUGAUGGGUUUGGGGGGGAUGAGGAUUCGCCGACGAGUCCGGGGUUGAGUUUUAAGCCGCAGAGCUUGGGGGAUAACAGGCCGGGAAGCAGUGCGGGCACGUACGGGCAUCAUCAUGCGGGCAAUGUGAGGGCGAAUCGGGGCGGGCCGAGGGUGUUCAUUCUUGCCACGGCUGAUUGUUGGAAUUAUCGGAUGCUGGAUGUGACGGAUAUCGAGACGGCAUCGGAUUUGAGGCAGUUGAUCUGCAUCAAUUUGGGGUUGCCCGAGAGCGAGGGGGCUCACCUCUACCCCACCGAGCUGGGCAGGUUUGAGCAUGAUGGGGAGGCUCUUGAUGAUUCGAAGCUGCUGGCUAUCAAGGCGCAGAGGGCUGAUGCGAUUGGAACGCUGAAGCUGUUUGUCCGUGUGGGUGGACCGCCACAGAUGCGCCAGACGGGCGCCCAGAUCGCCAUGGACGAGGAGACUUAUGUCAAGCUGAACGGAAGGAUGCGGUCUAGUUCGUCGCCGCCGACCUCGAGGCAGAACACGCUGACGGGCAAGGAGGGAGAGGACAAGAUGCUGACUGCAGAAGCGAUCGAGUACCGGACCGAGCAGCUGAGGAAACAAAAAGAGUAUCUUGCCAAACGUAAGCAGGUCGCUGAAAACAAUCACGUUGCUGACAGGAGCCCCUCGUCUUCCAUUGUUGGCAGAACCGUCGAUUUCGACCAGCCUCGGCACUCGCCCUUUGAGGACCGAAAGAUGGACACUUUGCUGCCCCAGCGCAAGCCGCCGGCGCCCCCUAGCGACCCCUCGGCCACGCUGAUCAAGGCGAACUCGUUGAAGAAGACGGGCCACGGCCUGCGCCUGUCGGGCGACAGCGGGUACCACCCCAAACGGAAGACGUCGUCUGACUUGCGCAGCAGCGGCGACGUCGUGUUUGAGAAGCAGAAGCGAUGGGGUCCCGUAGCCGACCCGUCGGCGGGCAUCGGGGCGCUGCUAGUGGGCAUGAGCGACGGCAUGGCCAGCAUAGCGCGGCCCCGGCCAGGGGGUGGCAUGAUGCAACAACGACAGCCGUCGCCGCACCGGGUGGCCACGGAACCUAUCACGUCCCAGGAGCUUCAAAGAGCGCGCGCCCCGUCGCCCGGGAACGUCAGCCCAAGCUCCCGACGGCGGCCGAGCGAUUCCUUCAGCAGCCAGGCGGCUGUAGCCAAGAAGCGGAAAUCACACGGUCCGGAUACCGAUUUCACGGACAACGAUGUGACCUUCUCGGCGAGCUCGAUGCCGGCGAGUAAGAAGGUGGACGACUCGGACUCGGAUGAUGAUUCGGAUGAUGGGCUGUUUGCCAUUCCCAUCGCGGCGAGGAACUCCGGUCCGGACAAGGGCAAGACGACAGCGCCAGCCGAAGGGAACAGCGGCGAUUCGGAUGGUGCUUCCGGCACCAGCACCGGGAAACGGCCGAGUUUGAGGCUGAACACGAGGUCGGGGAGCAACAGCCGGGCGAAGAAGACGCUUUCAGUGGCGUUUGCCGCCUCGCCGCAGUCGAGCAGUGCGGGGGGGAAGACGCCGUUGGAGGAUGAUGAUAGCGGGAGGUCGUCUUCGCAGAGGAGGGGGACGCCGGGGACGCCGCAGAGUGAAGGGGGGUGGGACUCGGAGGAGAAGGACAGCAAGAUUAGCAGGAGGAAGUCGUUCAUCGAGAAGGACGUGUGGGCCAAUCGUCCUCCGACGGACGCGCUGGUUAACAACCUGGAGGAUUUCUUUCCCGACCUGGAUGUUGACCAGCCGGUGCUGGAGGAGGGGGUGGAUCAGGAGCCGCCGUCGCCCAUUGCGGAAGGGGAUGAGAACAAUCAGGGGAGCGCUUCGGUGCCGCCGUUGCCGCCGCUGCCCCCGGGGUUGUCGACUGGGAAGUUGCACACUUUUUACAAUGACAACGACACCUUGGGAUCGGAUGAGUCGACGCUCAAGGCGCUUGAGUCGAGGCCUGUGUCGAUGCAGUCGCUCGCGCAUAGGAGCAUCAGGCGGUCGGGAGGGGGCGGCGGGUUGGGGAGGAUGAAGUCUAUCCGUGAGGUGGCCAGGGGGGCGAACGAGUUUGGCAAACGGUACACCCAGGGCCCUGGCCAAAUCGACGCUCAGAGCUCCGCCGCCGCUGCGGGGAAUAGAAACACCAACCUGAUGAGGAGGAAGAGCACAAAAAUGUUCAACGCCAACAUCGUCCAGAUCCAACCCGACAGGGGGUCCCUCAACCUCGCCAUGGGAGGGCUGACCACCAUCCCCCAAGACAGCCUCCCGACCCGGUCCACCAACAGCAGGGAGAGCAUCCCCAAACGCCAGACCACCUUCCGCUGGUUCAAAGGUCAGCUCAUCGGCAAGGGAACCUUUGGCAGAGUUUACUUGGGCAUGAACGCCACGACGGGCGAGUUCCUCGCCGUCAAGGAAGUAGAAGUCAACCCCAAGGCCGCCCAGGGCGACAAGAAGAAGAUGCAGGAGCUGGUCGCCGCGCUGGACCAGGAGAUCGACACGAUGCAGCAUUUGGAUCACGUCAACAUUGUGCAGUACCUCGGCUGCGAGAGGAAAGAGACGUCGAUCUCCAUCUUUUUGGAGUACAUCUCCGGCGGCAGCAUCGGCUCCUGCUUGCGCAAGCAUGGGAAAUUCGAAGAACCCGUCGUCGCGUCUCUGACUCGGCAGACGCUGUCUGGGCUGGCGUACCUCCACAGAGAAGGCAUCCUCCACCGCGACCUAAAGGCUGAUAACAUCCUUCUCGACCUGGACGGGACGUGCAAGAUUUCGGAUUUUGGGAUUUCGAAAAAGACGGAUAAUAUCUACGGCAACGACAAGACGAAUUCAAUGCAGGGGAGCGUGUUUUGGAUGGCCCCCGAGGUUAUCAGGAGCCAGGGGGAGGGGUACAGCGCCAAGGUUGAUAUUUGGAGCUUGGGGUGCGUGGUGCUGGAGAUGUUUGCGGGGAGGAGGCCGUGGAGCAAGGAGGAGGCGGUGGGGGCGAUUUACAAGAUUGCCAACGGGGAGACGCCGCCUAUUCCGGAGGAUAUCAGGGAGGUGAUUAGCCCGGUGGCGAUUGCGUUCAUGUUGGAUUGCUUUACUGUGGUCUCGAGCGAACGUCCGACGGCUGAUGUUUUGCUCAGCCAGCAUCCAUUCUGCGAGUUGGACCCAACGUAUAGCUUUUUGGAUACGGAGCUGUAUGCCAAGAUUGCGGGGAGGGUUAAUGAUUUGGGGAGGGGGCAGUAAUGAAGGCAAGGGGAGGUAAUGGAUAAAGGGAGAGUCUUUGGUUUUGGGAGGGAGACGAGCAAGCGUUUGAGUGUUUGUUACACACUCAUAGAUAUAUACACACACAUACAUACAGGCAUGACAUGUACAAGAGGAGGGGAGGGGCAAGCAUAAGAUAGCUUUGUUGUUAUAUAACUUUUUAGGUAGGAAGAAAUGGAAGGUCUGUUGGAGGGGAUAUCACGAUGUAUUGGUAAAGUUCAAAAACCAAGAGAGCGUCUUUCUACUUCAAGCAGUUCUCUUACUUGCUUGACAACAUUAUGAUAAAAAUCAACAAUCCAAAAAAAAAAAAAAAAAAAAGACCCAUCAAACGCCAU